Cokeromyces recurvatus is the source of this 420-nucleotide messenger RNA. RefSeq lists its product as uncharacterized. Lineage: Eukaryota; Fungi; Mucoromycota; Mucoromycetes; Mucorales; Mucoraceae. The transcript has a single exon. The coding region runs from base 1 to 420 and encodes 139 amino acids. The record is from RefSeq and is a predicted model, not a curated record.
AUGUACAUUCCUAAAAAUCAUCGUUUUGAAGUAUUUUUAAAACGUAAAAGUAGUAGUAGUAGUAAUAGUGAUACAGCAAGGAAUCAUACAACAGUAGGAGGCAUUUACAAUAAUAAUGAUACGAGUUGGUCUCAUGUUUGCACUGAUUUUAUCAUGAAUUUAGUUCGUAGUAAUAGAAAAGAGGGACAUCAUAAUAAAAGAAACCAUGCUACUAUGAAAGGAAGAAGCCUACAACAACAACAACAACAACAGCAGCAGCAGCAGCAACAACAACAGCAACAACAACAACAACAACAAACAAACAAUCAUCUUGAUCAAUUAUCAGAAUUUCAAAAAAGUUAUGUUUCCUUUCCAGAAUUUAGUGAAUCUUCUUCUAUUAGUAGUAGUAGUAGUAGUCAUAUUACAUCUUUUGAUAUUUAA